GGCAUGCCACAUCUGAGCUGAAAAAAGAACUGAAUCCCUUGGGCUAAAUUCAUUCCUGGAGUUGCUUGAUUGAACACAAUGCAUUUACACUGAGUGCAGAUUUGGCUCAUACCUGACUUUGUCAGCAUUCACUGUGCUGUAACUAAGUAACAAGAACACUGUCAUUAGGGGACAGAUGAACAGCUUUCUCUAGGGUUAUUAGAGCACUGAGCACCUUUAAGGAGCGCAGAAACCAGUGAAAGGAGGAGUUGGAGAAAAGGACACCGCUCCUUUUAGAGUCUUGUAACAGGACUGAUAAGCUAUUCCUGUGAUGUGAUCGAACGGGACUGAAUACUGCAGGCUCUUGGACUCUUAUUCUAUAAAAUCCACAGCAGAGCAGCACAGGAAAAGAUCGGAGGGAACAGCUUCUGCUGUACCAAGAAAGAUGCUCGAGAGCUCUUCAGUCCUUUUCACUGUCUUCCUCCUGCUUUUCAUUUUGCUGCUGGUUGUGGUACUCAUCAGGAGAAACCCCACUGCUUCCCUUCUCUGGAAUGAAAUAAUCCGGGAGAAAAUAACCAAUUUAAUCAUGAAUCAGAGCAAGGAACAGAGGAUUUUAAAUUUUGUGCUGCAGAAUGCAGUCCGGGGAGACCCCUGUAGUGUGCUGGAUGCUAUAGAUAAGUACUGCUCCCAGAAAGAGUGGGCCAUGAACGUGGGCAAUGAGAAAGGUGUAAUUCUAGACAAGACAGUGGAAGAGGUUAGUCCAUCGGUUGCACUGGAGCUGGGAACAUACUGUGGCUACUCAGGAGUUAGGAUUGCUCGGCUGCUGAAGGCAGGAGCUCGUCUUCUCACUGUGGAGUUCAACCCAGAAUUUGCUGCUAUAGCUAAACAGAUGUUUGAGUUUGCCGGAGUGCAAGAUAAGGUAAGACUCCUAGAAGGCCCUUCAGAGGAAAUUAUUCCCCAGCUGAAGAAAAAAUAUGAGGUGGAUACUCUGGAUUUUGUCUUCCUGGACCACUGGAAAGACAGAUACACACCAGAUACCAUCCUGCUUCAGGAAUGCAACUUGCUGAGGAAGGGAUCGGUUCUUCUGGCCGACAAUGUCAUCAUCCCAGGAGCUCCAGAAUUCCUUAACUAUGUCCGCAACAACUCCCAUUUCCAAUGCACUAACUACCCAUCUCAUCUGGAAUAUAUGAAAGCUGAUGAUGCUAUGGAAAAGGCUGUGUUUUUGGGAUAAAGAGGGCCAUUAAUACUCAACCAUGUAAAUGCAACCGCACAAGUUAAUUUUUCCAUGCUUUAUAUUUUGGGGUGUUUUUUGUAUUUUGGAGCCUGUACUUAAAGCAAGUGCUAGUGGAGAUCACUUUAGACCAGGUGGAAAACAAAAUCAGAAGUAGGGUAACAGCUCAAAGGUCUGUUCCAUUGUUUCACAUAAUUCAGCAAACCCAAGGUGUUGCACACUGCAUUGACCAACAGGUCAUCAAACAACACAGUCUGUUCUUUUGAACUCAAACCUGAUUUGGGCUUAGGGUGAGGUGGAAAAAGUUGCCACAACUUCUGAAGAUAUGUAUCCCCAAGCUGACCUGAGUAAUCAUUAUCAAGAGUGGAAAAAAAGCAUGUGUGUUGUGAGAAGACCAUUUCAGGAGCCCUGGUUUUGCCAGAUUACCAGCAUGCUACUUAAUGCAAUGAAGGUUCCUAUUGCACUGAGAUACAUUUCUGCAUCGUUACUGCAAAAGUUAACCACUGCUAUGUGAGAGAGAAGGGCAUGGACUGAAGGAAGACUGACCCAUGCAGUGAGAAAACAGAACAGAAUUUUGCAGAAGACAAAGUCAUUAAUCUGUCCAUGCAGAGGCAGGGAAAACUGGAAUAGUAAAUAGGUUAAAACUAUUAAAACUAACAGACAGGGAACAAAAGGAGCAGGCUCUUUCCAAAGAAACACCAAAACCUCCAAAACUACGUUAAUAUUUGACCUUAGGAAAAUGCUGUUUACCCCUCAUAUUUACUUAUCCUCUCAUUAUAUUGUAUAGACAUUGUAUGUGCUUUUUAGGAACAAGGCAAGCUGCUUACUCUGAAGUGCUGUGUAUGUUUUAAGAUGCUGUAUAAAAAUAAAGACCAGAGAGAACAGGUUUUACCAAGUAGGUGUUGCACACCCUGGUUAAUCUCAGUGCUGCUAACACUAUGGGAAUAGUGAGGGCUGUCCCUGAGAAGACAACAACCCAAAUAUGAAAUCUCUCACUCACCUGAACAAUGCAUAAAUCCACUGGCAUUCUGGCAUGUCCUGCUGUGAUUAUAUAAUGAGGCAAUGGUCGCAUUUAUAAAUAAACCCUAAAAAACAAUA
Molecule: messenger RNA, 2308 nt
Organism: Pezoporus occidentalis (night parrot)
Lineage: Eukaryota; Metazoa; Chordata; Aves; Psittaciformes; Psittacidae
Gene: COMT
Product: catechol-O-methyltransferase
Exons: 5
Coding region: 425-1210 (261 amino acids)
Biological process (GO): dopamine metabolic process; developmental process; catecholamine catabolic process
Cellular component (GO): axon; membrane; dendrite
Molecular function (GO): magnesium ion binding; catechol O-methyltransferase activity
Source: RefSeq, a predicted model, not a curated record